AUGCUGUUGUUAUCUAUUUGUUACAUAAAAUGCCCUUUUGUUUUUCUCUGCAAAUUUUGCCCUUUUGUUUGUUGUACCUUACAUCUCCGGUUUGUAUUUUUGACAGCUGCGAGGGCAUUGGAGUUGCUGAACUUCACUCCUCUCAAUGGGAAGCCCAUUAGGAUAAUGUACUCUCAUCGGGACCCUAGUAUACGCAAAAGUGGGGCUGGAAACAUAUUCAUUAAGAAUUUGGACAAGGCAAUUGACCAUAAAGCACUACAUGACACCUUUUCUGCAUUUGGGAACAUUCUUUCCUGCAAGGUAUCUACUGACAACUCUGGUCAGUCAAAGGGCUAUGGGUUUGUUCAAUAUGAUAGUGAGGAAGCAGCCCAACAAGCUAUUGAGAAGCUGAAUGGCAUGCUAUUGAAUGAUAAGCAAGUAUAUGUGGGACCCUUCCUUCGCAAGCAAGAAAGAGAAUUGGAUGUUGAAAAGACGAGCUUUACUAAUGUCUAUGUGAAGAAUCUGUCUGAAUUAACAACAGAAGAAGAUCUAAGUAAAAUAUUCAGUGAAUUUGGAAAAAUCACUAGUGUUGCAGUGAUGAGAGAUGGGAAUGGAAUCUCAAAAUGUUUUGGAUUUGUCAAUUUUGAGAAUGCAGAGGAUGCUAUUAGAUCUGUUGAGGCUCUUAAUGGAAAAAUAAUUGACAAUAAGGAGUGGUAUGUAGGGAAAGCCCAAAAGAAAUCAGAGAGAGAACAUGAACUGAAACUUCGAUUUGAACGAAGUGUGAAUGAGCCAGUUGACAAAUCUCAAGGGGUGAACCUAUACAUCAAAAAUUUGGAUGAUAGCAUUGAUGAUGAUAAGCUUAAGGAACUUUUCUCUCCAUUUGGUACGAUAACUUCAUGCAAGGUCAUGCGAGACACUAAUGGAAUAAGUAGGGGUUCAGGGUUUGUUGCAUUUUCAUCCCCUGAUGAGGCUUCUAGAGCUCUUCUGGAGAUGAACGGCAGGAUGAUUGUUAGCAAACCUCUUUAUGUUGCUCUUGCACAACGAAAAGAAGAGAGAAGAGCAAGGUUGCAGGCACAAUUUUCUCAAAUGCGUCCAAUUGCAAUGGCACCUGCAAUUGCUCCUCGUAUGCCGAUGUUCUAUGGUCAAGCACCUCCUGCUAUGAUACCUCCCCAACCUGGUUUUGGGUAUCAGCAGCAACUUGUUCCUGGUAUGAGGCCUGCUGGUGCUCCCAUGCCAAAUUUCUUUAUGCCACUGGUUCAACAGGGGCAUCCUGGUGGCAGACGUGCAGGAGCUGUUCCAACACAGCAGAGCCAACAGCCAGUUCCACUAAUACAGCAGCAGUUGCUUCCUAGGGGGCGUGGAUAUCGUUAUCCUCGAGGGCGCGGCAUGCCUGAUGUCUCCAUGCCAAGCAUAGGUGGAGGCAUGCUUUCUGUUCCAUAUGAUAUGGGUGGCGUGCAGUUGCGUGAUGCAAGAAUGCCUCAACCAAUUCCUAUUGGAGCUUUGGCUUCUGCCCUUGCAAAUGCUACUGCUGCAGAGCAAAGGAUGAUGCUUGGUGAAAAUUUGUACCCACUUGUGGAACAGCUUGAACCUGAUAUGGCAGCUAAGAUAACUGGCAUGCUUCUAGAGAUGGAUCAGACUGAGGUUUUGCACUUGCUUGAGUCGCCAGAAGCUCUGAAAGCAAAAGUUGCGGAGGCGUUGGACGUCCUGAGGAAUGUUUCACAGCAGCAGGCUGGCAGCCCUGCUGAUCAACUGGCCUCGCUCUCAUUGAAUGAUGGCAUUAUUUCUUAAAAUGGUGGUAUAUGUUCCCUUGAGUGCUUUUUCAAACGUAAGGCGUGGCCUUGAUGAAUUUAGAGUUUUUUGGUGGGGAAUUUACUGGUUUUGUCAAUACCAUCUGAACUAGUCUGCUUUGUGUGUUGUUAUGAACGCCAAGAUAUUUAUGCAUUUGUGCUUUGCAAACAUUUUCGUUUUUUGUUCUGUGGGCAUGGAGCCUCAUGGUAGUUUACCAACACUUCUACCUUGUAGGAACUUACUGUUUCUAUGAAUUCUCAACUUUAUAUUAGGGCAGCCUGGUAUAUAAAACUCUCGCCACUUC
This is a messenger RNA of Ilex paraguariensis (yerba mate), 2071 nucleotides long. The record is from the annotation of a GenBank genome assembly. Lineage: Eukaryota; Viridiplantae; Streptophyta; Magnoliopsida; Aquifoliales; Aquifoliaceae.